UUUCUUGGUCGUACACUUCCGGAAAGUUUACUAACUGCUUCUGCCUCACUUUCUACUGGGUUUAUUCCGGAUUUGGACCUGUUUUAAUUUAUUUUUAAAUUAAAAAAAUGAGUGAAACGAAACUAAACGAGUCAGUUCCAGCUGAAGACAGCGCGGAGGAAAAGGACUGGGCUGCGGCUAAAGCUUUUUUUGAUAACCUCAAAACUCAAAAACCAAGACCUCCUAAACCCCACUUUGCUGUCACCAUCGCCGUCUCCUCUCGGACUCUCUUCAACAUGGUGGAAGAGAGGAAGAUCUACGAGGACGAGGGGCUGGAGAAGUAUGUGGCUUAUCAGGUGGAACAUGAAAACGAGCCUUUAAAGCCAGGAGCAGCUUUUCCCUUCGUGAAGGCACUGAUGAAUGUCAACUCUCGGCUAAGGGAGCUCUACCCAGACAGUGAGGAGCUGUUCGACAUUGUUUUAAUGACUAACAACCAUGCCCAGGUUGGAGUCCGCCUCAUAAACAGCAUCAACCACUACGAUUUGACCAUCGAGAGAUUCUGUAUGACAGGAGGGAAAAGUCCUAUCGGCUACUUGAAGGCCUACAUGACCAAUCUGUACCUUUCCAAGGACUCCGAGAAAGUCACAGAGGCCAUAGAGGAAGGCAUCGCUGCAGCUACCAUGUUUAUGCCGGAAAAGGAGACGGAGCUGAGCGACACUCAGCUGAGGGUGGCGUUUGAUGGUGAUGCUGUCCUCUUCUCAGACGAGUCAGAGAUCAUCGUAAAGAAACACGGCCUGGACACUUUCUUUGAGCAUGAGAAGGAGUUUGAAAACAAACCUUUGGCUCAGGGCCCUUUGAAGUGUUUCCUGGAGGCUCUGGGGAAGCUCCAGAAAAAAUUCUAUGCCAAGAAUGAGCGUAUGAACUGUCCGAUCCGUACCUUCCUGGUCACAGCCCGCAGCGCCGCCAGCUCAGGAGCUCGAGUCCUGAAGACUCUCCGCAGCUGGGGCCUGGAGAUAGACGAGGCCCUCUUCUUGGCUGGGGCUCCUAAGGGGCCCCUUCUGCAGAAAAUUAGACCUCACAUCUUCUUUGAUGACCAGAUGUUCCACAUUGAGGGCGCUAAGGAACUGGGAACCAUUUCUGCACAUGUACCCUACGGUAUCGGGCAGAAGUAUCACAGAGGGAAACUCGUUGAACCUGAGAAGGAAUAACUUAAUGAAUUAGGAUACUUUAUAUGCACUACACUGUCAUCUGCAUAGAAAGAUAUUUGCUACAAAAUAAAAUGUAUCAAAAAAAAAAAAUCUUUAAAAUAGGAAUUGCAAUAUUUUUGAGGAACUGGGUAAUGGAUUGAUUACACAGCCUACAAAGUUGUAUAUGUUUUGUCAUUUUUAUACUGGAUUUUCUCUAAGCAAGGGUCUUGAUAGUGGUUGGGGAAUGUAUUUUCUAAAGUUGCAUAGAUGUACACUUUUUCACUCUAUACUGAGAGGGACUUUCAAACUUGUAACCCCUGUGUGCCUUUUUAAACAGUCUGUGCACCUGUUAAUCUCCUUGUUUUCUGAUUGUCUUUGAAAGUUUUAAUACUUUUGUUUGAAUUUUAUACAAAGAUCAUUCUGUUUUAUAGACCUUUGUUUAGGUAUUAAAACGGUAUUACCAAGGUUGGGAAAGCAUCUGCUAUAGUUGGGGUUAUUUCUUCAAGGAGUCAUAGACUUAAAAUCACUAGUUAGUUAAAGAAAACACAUAAAAGUGUAACAUUUUGGGUUUCUUGCAUGCAUUUUGCACAUAGAAUGUCAAACAUAACUCCUUUUAAUAUCAUUUUAAUGUGAUGUAAUUUGGAUUAGACUUACACGGGAUCAUGAAUGCUGUCACUCUUUGUUACUGGCUUUGCCGUUGUUGCGCACAAACUGUAUAAAUCAUUGACUUUAUAUUUGUACUUUAACCCCUAUUUUCAAGUUCUGUUUAGGUUUUUGACUCCUUUACAUUUGAUUGUGAUAUUAGGCAGCCCAUUAUAACUACGUUUUUCUACCAGGUCACUGUGUUUUAUUUUGACCUCAUUUGUUUUUACCAGUUUACAUUGUAAGAUAGUUCACACAGUUACAUGGGCAGUUUGCAUUUCCAUUUUACAUUUGCAAUUGUUAAUGUCAUCAAGUUUGCAUUUCUCCAUUCAGAUUGUCAUGUUUUGCAUUAAUAGAAUUCAUAUUUUGGCAAAAAAUAAAAGACAUAUUUGAUUUUC
Molecule: messenger RNA, 2206 nt
Organism: Cheilinus undulatus (humphead wrasse)
Lineage: Eukaryota; Metazoa; Chordata; Actinopteri; Labriformes; Labridae
Gene: nt5c1bb
Product: 5'-nucleotidase, cytosolic IB b
Exons: 6
Coding region: 108-1187 (359 amino acids)
Biological process (GO): nucleotide metabolic process; adenosine metabolic process
Cellular component (GO): cytoplasm; cytosol
Molecular function (GO): nucleotide binding; 5'-nucleotidase activity; magnesium ion binding
Source: RefSeq, a predicted model, not a curated record